AUGCUCCGGCGAUGCUGCGGUUGUCUGCCCCUCGAGAGCGGUUGUCUUAUCCUUUGUAUUAUUUCGACAAUGUCCUGCAUAGCUUACAUAGUGGCGGGUGUGUGGAACCUGCCGCGUCAUCGAGAUAGAGAACAGGAGGACAACCUCAUCUCCAUGACCAUGGUGAUGUUUUCCACCCUGUCCGUCAUCAGCAAUGCGGUGGCGUUGUGUGGUAUUGCGUUCAGGCGGCCGGGCUGUCUGCAGCUGUCGUUGCUGUUCAACUCGGUGUUCAUCCUGUGCAUAUUCCUGGUGGCGGUGGUCACAUGCCUGUUCAGCAACGAGCUCAAGCCCUACCUCGACAACGCGGGAAACGUUGCCCUAAUAGUCGUCUCGUUCUUCGCUGGAGCUGCUUACUCCCUUUACUACUUGACCGUCGUGAACAGCGUGUACAGGAAAAUGAAAAUGUCGUAUAGCGAAACCGCACUGCCUAUG
Messenger RNA from Iphiclides podalirius (scarce swallowtail), 471 nucleotides. The record is from the annotation of a GenBank genome assembly. Lineage: Eukaryota; Metazoa; Arthropoda; Insecta; Lepidoptera; Papilionidae.